Messenger RNA from Candoia aspera, 2721 nucleotides. RefSeq lists its product as uncharacterized. Gene Ontology annotation, molecular function: UDP-glycosyltransferase activity; hexosyltransferase activity. NCBI's taxonomy places the organism in Eukaryota, Metazoa, Chordata, Lepidosauria, Squamata, Candoiidae. The coding region runs from base 1 to 2571 and encodes 856 amino acids. The record is from RefSeq and is a predicted model, not a curated record. The transcript is spliced from 5 exons. Gene Ontology annotation, cellular component: Golgi membrane.
AUGGCGGUGAGCAAGGCGCAUCCCGGCCAACAGAAGAGGAGCGACGCAGGAGUUGCACCACAUCUCUGGGCGCCUUCCAAAAAUCCGGAGUUCACCAACCUCAAACAAAACCACCUUAGCAAACUGAAAUCUGAGCUUUUCACCAGCGAAGUGCUCAUGCCAGCCCGCCUGGGAAACGUUCCGGGGCUCCUAAGCCGCCUGCCCGAGGGGCUGCUUCGAAGGCCACCGCCCCCCCCCCUUUUCCUCGACAGCCUCGGCUCUUCGGGCAUUUUCUGUGCCGGCACCGACGCCCGUCGCGGUCCGGCCACAGGCGAGCUCGGCCCGCACGUCAGAGGACAGAGUCCCUUCCACCUGCGCCUCGCUCGCGACCGGAGCUGCCGGCACACUCGCGAGCUCGGCUCGGCUCGAGGCCGGGAAUCCCGCCGACCGGCCACCGAUCCAAGAGCGGGCCCCGCGGUGAGGGGGAGCCCAGGGCCCACAGCGAGGGAAACGCGACAGCGCCCGGCCUUGCGAAGCCGUUCCCGGCGUUUUCUCGCAGGGAGGGAGGCCCGCGCAGGACCCCAGCGGACCCCCGCCCAAAGGCACAGCUGGGGCCCGCUGCUCAGGGACCGCGACCGCGACCGGGCGCGGGGGCGAGCCCAGGUCUGGGAAGCCGUCCGGGGGGCAGGUGGGCAGCCCGGGGAGCUUCUCGGGGCGCGGCUCCCCGCCCCGCAGGGCGCUCGGACCGCGGGACCGCUUCCUCUCCGGAGACCAGCCGGACCCUGCGAUCGCUGGAAAGCUGCCCCUGGGGCGGGGGGCGGGAGGCGGCUGAAGUUAGCUGCUUGUUCAAGGAGGCACAAAGUCAUCGGAGGGAGAAGAAGACACACUUUGGAGGGGAGAGGAGGGAGACCAGAUCCCUGGCUUUGGACGGGGGGGGCGGGGGGGCCUCCUGGAUUUUCGGCAGAUGGACCUCGGGCUGGUUCCUCCCUCUGUCCUCCACACCUGUUAAUCGUUGCCUUUGGCUCCCACCAGGUUCCCCCAACUCACAAUGCGCAGGAGCUACCAGUUUUGGGCGCUGACCCUGGUGGGUCUGACCACCACCUUCCUGUAUCUGAGCUUGCACAGGCUGCAGCUGGCACCCAGCACCCCUGCAACCACCACCAACGGCCGCAUCACCACCCUGACCGAUGGCACCUUCACCUUCCACUUCAACUGGAGUGUCUACGAAGCCCUCUUCCCCCACCUGCAGCACCACCAGUGCCGGGAGGUGAUUGCCAGGGACGCCCUGUGCCGGGGGCCCUCCAGGGCCCCGCUGCUACUCCUGGCCAUCAAGUCCCACCCGGCCUCUGGUGGCAGGAGGGCCACCCUGCGCCGCACCUGGGCCCGGCCGGCGGCGGUGGGGGGCUUCCGGCUGCAGCCCCUUUUUCUCCUGGCGGCAACGCACGACGACAAGCACGUGCAGCUGGUGGAGCAGGAGCGCCGCACAUUUGGCGACAUCCUGAUGUGGGACUUUGCGGAGUCGCACCAGAACCUGUCCCUGAAGGAGCGCUGCUUCCUCCAGUGGGUGCACCAGCACUGCCAGCAAGCGGCCUACGUCUUCCAGGGUUCACCUAUCCCCUUAAGUCGAAGUGGUACUACCUGGGGAUAGCCGUUGCCCUGCUGAUCAUCUACUCCGUCAGGAAAACAGAAAUUUCCCAACAAACACCCAGCACCACCCUGACCGAUGGCACCUUCACCUUCCACUUCAACUGGAGUGUCUACGAAGCCCUCUUCCCCCACCUGCAGCACCACCAGUGCCGGGAGGUGAUUGCCAGGGACGCCCUGUGCCGGGGGCCCUCCAGGGCCCCGCUGCUGCUCCUGGCCAUCAAGUCCCACCCGGCCUCUGGUGGCAGGAGGGCCACCCUGCGCCGCACCUGGGCCCGGCCGGCGGCGGUGGGGGGCUUCCGGCUGCAGCCCCUUUUUCUCCUGGCGGCAACGCACAACGACAAGCACGUGCAGCUGGUGGAGCAGGAGCGCCGCACAUUUGGCGACAUCCUGAUGUGGGACUUUGCGGAGUCGCACCAGAACCUGUCCCUGAAGGAAUGCUGCUUCCUCCAGUGGGUGCACCAGCACUGUCAGCAAGCGGCCUACGUCUUCCAAGGAGACGACAGGGUUUUUGUGAAUCCCGCAGCCCUGACUGCGUUCCUCCAGCAGACGCCCAACGCCUCCCAAUUCAUCCAUGGCAACAUCCAGUACCAUCCUGUCGUGAAGAGGAUCGGGCAGGACGCCAUCCCUCUCCUCCUCUUCCCCUCGGCCCACUACCCCCACUUUGCCUCGGAAGGGGUCUUUGUCAUGCCCGGCUCUGCCCUGCCCGCCCUCUACCAGGCCUCCGUCCGGCUGCCCACCUUCCCCCUCCACGAUGCCUACUGGGGCUUCUUGGCUUUGGCUGCUGAGCUCCCCCACCAGCACAACGGACACUUCCGGGCCUGGGAGCCGGCGCAGGACCACCUCACCAUCUACCGGCAGUCCCUGGCCAUCCAAGGGGUCUCCCCAGAGAGGAUGGAGGAAGUGUGGCAGGAGCUGAGGGCCUCCGCAGAGGGCUGGCCUGCAUGAAAGUGGCAGGGGGUCACACCCCACCGACACGCCUUUCUUGACCCAGAAAGCUUUGGCUUCCGUCUUUGAACCCGGGAAAGGCGCCCCUCGAUGAGAAUGGCAGCCGUUGCCAUUUGGUUCUUUCUCAACAGAGCUUCAACCUCUUGGAAA